AUGACCAGCUUCUAUAAAAACGAUGAGCAUGUUGCCCUUUACACAAUCCGAGAUGGACUCCGUAAAAAUGAUGACGAGCUUGUAUCUCUUUACAUAAUUCGAGACAGACUCGGUAAAAAUAAUGAGCUUGUAGCUCCUUGCAUAAUUCGAGACGGACUCGGUAAAAACGAUGGUGAGCUUGUAGCUCUUUGCAUAAUUCGAGACGGACUCGGUAAAAUUGAUGAGCUUGUAGCUCUUUGCGUAAUUCGAGACGAAUUCGGUAAAAUUAAUGAGCUUGUAGCUCUUUACAUAAUUCGAGACGGACUCGGUAAAAAUGAUAGUGAGCUUGCAACUCUGUACAUAAAUCGAGACCGACUCGGUGAAAAUGAUAGUGAGCAUGUAGCUCUGUACAUAAAUCGAGAUGGACUCGGUGAAAAUGAUAGUAAGCUUGUAGCUCUGUACAUAAAUCGAGAUGGACUCGGUGAAAAUGAUAGUGAGCUUGUAGCUCUGUACAUAAAUCGAGACGGACUCGGUAAAAAUAAUGAGCUUGUAGCUCUUUACAUAACUUUACUUUGA
Messenger RNA from Arabis nemorensis, 555 nucleotides. NCBI's taxonomy places the organism in Eukaryota, Viridiplantae, Streptophyta, Magnoliopsida, Brassicales, Brassicaceae. The record is from the annotation of a GenBank genome assembly.